Messenger RNA from Oenanthe melanoleuca, 5483 nucleotides. It is a transcript of the gene IGHMBP2, whose product is annotated as immunoglobulin mu DNA binding protein 2. The transcript has 15 exons. The coding region runs from base 26 to 2974 and encodes 982 amino acids. Gene Ontology annotation, molecular function: DNA binding; 5'-3' DNA helicase activity; zinc ion binding. The record is from RefSeq and is a predicted model, not a curated record. NCBI's taxonomy places the organism in Eukaryota, Metazoa, Chordata, Aves, Passeriformes, Muscicapidae.
AGGGGGCGGGGCCUGCGCGGGGGCCAUGGCGGCCGAGGCGGCGGAGCGGCACCUGGGGCUGCUGAGGGACGAGCGGGAGGCCGAGCUGGCACAGAGCAGGGCAUGGCAGGAGAGCGUCUCCCUGAAGGAAUUGCAGCGGAGAGGCGUCUGCUUGCUCAAGCUCCAGGUCAGCAGCCAGAGAACCGGCCUCUAUGGGCGUCUCCUCGUGACAUUCCAGCCCAGGAAGUGGGAUUCGGACACCGAGCUGCCCUCCAACAGCUUUGGGCCUGGGGACAUCGUGGGGCUCUAUGAGUCGGCUGGGCAGGGGGACCCGCUGUGCACGGGCGUGGUGACACGUGUCACCCCCAGGGCAGUGACGGUGGCCCUGGAGGAGCCCCGGGAGGGGGAGCUGGCCCUGGACCACGAGCGCUCCUUCCGCCUGCUCAAGCUGGCCAACGACGUCACCUACAACAGGCUCAAAAGAGCUUUAACUGCACUCAAGCAGUACCGUGGUGGCCCAGCCUCUGACCUGAUCGACGUCCUCUUCUUUGCCUCUGCUCCCAGGGCGUUCCCUGAAACAAAGCCUCUGGAGUUCUUCAAUGCCUCCCUGGAUGAGUCUCAGAGGGAAGCUGUGUCCUUCUCCCUGGCUCAGAGGGAGCUGGCCAUCAUCCACGGACCUCCUGGCACAGGGAAAACCACGACCCUGGUGGAGAUCAUCCUGCAAGCUGUGCAGCAGGGCCUGAAGGUGCUGUGCUGUGCCCCGUCCAACGUGGCCGUGGAUAACCUGGUGGAGCGGCUGGCCGGCUGCAGGGCGCGGCUGCUGCGGCUGGGACACCCCGCCCGCCUGCUCCCGCCCAUCCAGCAGCACUGCCUGGACGCCGUGCUGGCCCGCGGGGACAACGCCCACAUCGUGGCUGACAUCAGGAGGGACAUCGACCACGCCUGGGCAAAAACAAAAAAGGCCCAAGACAAGGGAGAGCGAAGCCAUUUUCUGGGUGAGAUUAAGACCCUGAGGAAGGAGCUGAAGGAGAGAGAAGAGGCUGCCAUGGCUGCAGCCCUCAGCCAGGCCAGCGUUGUCCUUGCCACCAACACAGGUGCUUCCUCGGAUGGCCCCCUGAAGCUGCUGCCUGAAACCCACUUUGACCUGGUGGUGAUUGAUGAGUGUGCCCAGGCUCUGGAAGCCAGCUGCUGGAUCCCUCUGCUCAAGGCUCCCAAGUGCAUUCUGGCUGGGGAUCACAAGCAGUUGCCCCCCACCAUCAUAUCCCAGAGGGCGGCGGCGGCGGGGCUGUCGCUGAGCCUGAUGGAGCGGCUGGCGGAGCGCUGCGGGGAGCGGGCGGUGCGCAUGCUGACGCUGCAGUACCGCAUGCACCAGCACAUCAUGGCCUGGGCGUCCUCGGAGCUCUACGGCGGCCGGCUCCGCGCUCACCCCUCCGUGGCACAGCACCUGCUCAGGGACCUGCCAGGCGUCUCCUCCACAGAAGAGACCAGCACCCCCUUGUUGCUCAUAGACACUGCUGGCUGUGGCCUGUUUGAGCUGGAAGUGGAGGAUGAACAGUCCAAGGGCAAUCCAGGGGAGGUCCAGCUGGUGGGGAUGCACGUCCAGGCCUUGGUGGAUGCUGGUGUGAAGGCCAAGGACAUUGCUGUGGUGGCCCCCUACAACCUCCAGGUGGACAUGCUCCGACAGCACCUUUGCCACAGCCACCCUGAGCUAGAAAUUAAAUCAGUGGAUGGUUUCCAAGGAAGGGAGAAGGAAGCAGUAAUCCUGUCCUUUGUCAGAUCCAACAAGAAAGGUGAGGUGGGCUUCCUGGCCGAGGAGCGGCGCAUCAACGUGGCGGUGACGCGGGCGCGGCGCCAGGUGGCCGUGGUGUGUGACAGCCACACCGUGGGCAGCCGCCCCUUCCUGCGGCGCCUCCUGGACCACCUGGGCCAGCACGGCCUCGUGCGCUCCGCCUUCGAGUACCUGGAUGACCUCGUGCCCCAAAACUACCCCGGGGAGGGCAGGGCCCAGCGCCAGCAGGGCCCCAAACCUCCCAAAGCACAGCCGGCUCCAGUGGGGAAGCUCAAAGCGACGGCAGCUGGAGCAGGGAGCCAGAAACCGGGAGCAGGGAGCCAGAAACCGGGAACACGGAGCUCCCCGAGCGCUGCCGGAGCUGGGAGAGAUGGCUCAGGCUCAAAGGAGCGUGGGGACAGGUUCAGGGCCAUGCUGGUGGCAUUCCUGGCGAGCAGCGAGGCGCAGCUGGAUUUCCCGGCAUCCCUGAAUUCCCACGAGCGGAUGCUGGUUCACGUGCUGGCGGAGGAGUAUGGGCUGCAGCACCUGAGCUCCGGGGAGGGCCGGGACAGGUACAUCAGUGUCUGCAAGAGACUCCCCAAGGAGCCCCCGAGCUUGGAGCUGCCCCCUGAGCCCCUUCCCGAGCCCCCACUGCCCCCUGAGCCCCAGCAUCCUGGUGGGAACACCCCUGGCCCUGCAGAGCCAGGGGAAAGCAGCCAGGGCUCGGGGAAAGUGGACCUGAAAUCCCUGCACCUGGAGAGAGUCCAGAGGGAGAAAGCCAGGCGGGAGGAGGUGGCGAGGAAGGUGCAGGAGCCUGGCCGUGGCAGCAGGAAAAAGGACAAGAGCGAAGCCAAAGGAAAACCUGUGAUCGAGAGCGUGGCUGGAGAGGAUUUUGACGCUCUGAUCUCUGCUGCCAUCAAAGCUGACAGGACAUGCGGCUUCCCCCGCUGCAAGGCCUCUGUCACCACCCUGGGCCAGCUCUGCCACCACUGCCAGCGCCUCUUCUGCCUCAGCCACCACAUCCCUGAGGUGCACGGCUGUGGGGAGAAGGCCAAGGCCCAGGCACGGCAGCGGAUCAGCCGGGAAGGGCUCCUGUACCCCGGGAGUGGCUCCAAGGACAAAUCCCUGGAUCCCGCCAAGCGCGCCCACCUCCAGCGGCGCCUGGACCAGAAGCUCAGCGAGCUGACGAGCCAGAGGAAGGGCAAAAAGAAAGACAAGGAGAAAUGAGGGACCUGAAUCCUGAUUUUUUAACCUCAAAGUUGCUGCUCAGUCCCCCUCCCAGGGGAAAGCUGCAGUGCUGGGCCUGGGUGGAACAGGAGGCUCCAUUUUGUGGGGAGAAUCUGGAGCUGGGAGCCUUCCCAAGCUGUAGAGCUGAGGGAGAGCUGCUGUAUUGUCCUGGCUGUCCCUGUGGACAGGGUGAUGGAUGCACUCAGAGCACGCUGGUGAAAAGGGCAUUAAACACCCAAAGCUGUCAUUGUCACUGUCACAUCGGUCCCUGCAGCAGCAAAUGAUGGAUGUCUGGGAGCAGAAACGUGGGAGGCACUCCCUGUUCUCCAGUGAGGAUGACUGAGGAAAUGGAUGUAUCCCAGCCCAGCAGUCCUCCAGCCUGUCCACACUGCAGCCAUCCCCUCCUUCCCUGGGCCAGAGCUCAGGAGGGGGCUCAGCCCUGCUCUAGGUGUGCCUGGGGAAUGGGAAUAGAGGUGGGGAAGGGGAGGCCUCGAGCCUAAACAGUGCUGGCACCAUGAGGAGCUGCUCCAGCACAUGGAACCAUUUCACUGGGAGGUCCCUCCCUCCUCACUGCUGCCUGUCCAUUCCCUGACACUUCCCAGAGCUGUCCUGCCCUUCCCACAGAGCUCCUUGGAGGCUGAUUCCCACUGGGAAAGCCCAUAGUGAGAGCAGGUACAGCCACGUGAGUUUUUCAGGUGGGAGGGAGCCUUGUGUCCUGGACCUUUUCCCAAUCCUUCACACAGGGUUCAUCCAUCCUACCCCCAAAAUAGUUCCAGCAGCAUUUUUUUAUCGCCAGGAUGAAGGAGAAGGUGCAGAGGUGCCUCCAAAUAGGAAUGGCUGGAGAGGAGCAAUACAAAAAUGCCAAACCCACACCUUCCCCAUCAUUUUGGGGCUAAACAUCACAGAUUCCAGUGCCUGUGGAAGUCACUCACCUCAUCCCAAGUAAAGCUCUGCAGGAGCUGCUGGACAUCCAAGGAUUUCUGUGUGCAUCUAUUCCCAAACACUUGGCUGGGAUAGUUAAUAAGCAAAUUUUCCCCCAAACCUCGUGGUCUGUGAGUGAGAACUGGCUGUGAACAGCUUCCCACAAAACCUUCCUCAUCCUUCAGAAAACCUCAUUCUUCAAGCCACUUGUCUCGUGCCUUGGUGCUGUGCAUCAUCCAUGGAGGGAUGGCACAGGCUCCCCUGGCAGGAGGACAGGGAGGCUCCAGGAGGGAGAAGUGGGGAGGAGGAAGUGUGGGGAAGGGGAUCUGGGCAUCAAUGAGUGGAGAGGGGUGGGAGGAGCUGGAGCAGAGGGGGGUGAUGGAACAGGGACAUCACAGCCAUGGCCCAAAGGGAAGGUCAGGAUGGACAGAUGGGAAGGGAAAAGUGCCACCAGCUCAGGGGAAUAACUCACCUUGGAGUUACUUUUUAAUCAGGGAAAAACAUAAAUAGCUCAUUCACACUUCUUUCCCUGCUCAGAUCAUCCCAGCAGCCACAUCCCAGCCUGUGCUGAUCCCAUGGUGCCAGUUUCCUAGCACAGGGCCCUGGACACCCCCAGAUUUCCCAGCCUGGCUUCCCACCAACAUCCUUCUGGCAGGGAAAAGCCAAGGCCCAGGCAAGGAGGGAUGUGGCCCCAGUGCAUCCUCUGCUUUCCAGCCUGUGCCAUGAGGGGCUCCAUCACCGUCCACAAACCAGAGUGGGAAUUAGCUCCCCAAAAAUCCCAAACCUGGCUUGGGCCAGAGCCCCACCAGCAGAUAGGAUCCACACAAGCUUUUCCUCUCCCUUCCUUCUGAAACAGGAGUUGGGCUUAAAAAUUACAAAAUUUGGGACUUUUCCCACCUGCCCUGGAUCACAAGGCCAAGAUGUUUCUCUCUCUGCCCAGAUCUUGGAUAAAAUGAGUUCUAGGGUAAGUCAUAGCCCAAGUCCAGGAUUAGGGGCUGGAAAAAGCAGCCCCCAGUAGUGAGAGUUGUGUGAAGGAGCAGGAAUUUGUAAUGCUGUCCUGAGGUUGGGUUGGAAAAGUGGCUGGGAUGGGAAAAGCUGCCCCUGAUCCUACUGGACCUUUAGGGAAUGAUUCCCAGCAUGGAUCUGACCUCAAACCCAAGAGGCUGGAAACCAAGUGAUUGGAAACCAAUCCCUGCCUGUGCAGCCGGUGGAGAGAGGCAGGGAUUUACUGUGUGGGGGAACAGAUGGGAGGAGGAGCCGUAUGUAACAAUUGAUUUUCUGCUGUUAUUGCUCCCUUCUUCCAUUCUCCCUGGAAACAUUCCAACCCUGGCACAGAGCACCAAAGUCACUACAAAAGAUCCUCUCAGGAUCACCCCCUCACAAUUCCCACCCAAAAACCACCUUCCAAAGGAAUCCCCACUCUCUCUCGCUCCGAGUCCACGUUUGAGGAUUCCACAGGUUCCGAGGCCGUUGGGAGCCGCGGUUUGGGGAGGUUCCUCCUGCUUUUGGUCCAUUUUGGGCUCCUGGCCCAGGUGUGCAGGGGUGACCGGGCUGUGCCCGCGGAGCCGCUCUGUCCGUGCUCCGGGUG